This is a messenger RNA of Gasterosteus aculeatus aculeatus (three-spined stickleback), 4426 nucleotides long. NCBI's taxonomy places the organism in Eukaryota, Metazoa, Chordata, Actinopteri, Perciformes, Gasterosteidae. The record is from RefSeq and is a predicted model, not a curated record.
GGUUAUGUGUUAAUACUAUUGUAUAAUAGUUCAUAUACAUUAUUAUAAUUGAAUGCAGUAUUUUAUGAUUUUAACAAACCAGAUAGUCAACAGGCAUUACCAGAGAGUUUCAUCAAAGCAACAUUUUCUCAGAUUUGCAUUAGAAAUCCAGCCAACAGAGAAAGUUUCAGAGUAUACCGCCACUCUCACCCAUGGAAUGCUCAGAGAGGGUAAAAAAGGUCGUCAUAAAAUGGAGUCACUGAAGCUAACCAUGAGGGCAGAAGGGUAUGAUUCAUCAGAAGUCACUGCAUCUCUGACAUACAACCGCAACAGGAACACUGUCACUACUGAGAUUAGCAUUCCUGACUAUGAUGUGGAAGCAGGCGUCAAGCUGACUGUAACUGACAGCAAUGCAGAGGGGCCGAGAACGAGAGGAAUCACCGUUGAUGUCACAAGCAAGAACAUCCCUCAGCUGACUCUUGUUGGACACACAAGGCUUGACAUAAUGAAGGGCGCCAUGCUGCAACUCCAGUUGCUAAUACCGUUUUUGAAAACUGAAGCCUCUGUCACUGCGACCCUGAAGAGGGAUGAGGAUAUAGUCGUGGACUUGGAGACGGUCAUGAACCUUCCUGUGACAUCCUACCAACAGAAAGCUUCCUUCAAAUAUGAUGUUGACAAGAUUGAAGUGGAGCUGAAGUCAAAUCUGAAUUCAGAGAUUCAGAAACUGAUCAUAAAUAUCAACGAUUAUCACGGGCUGCAACAGAUCAUUGAUCAUAUCCUUGAGAAGAAAGUGGCAAAAACUGAUAUGAAACUGCGUCAUAUAGUCAUGAAAGGAAUUGAGGCAGGUGAUAUAUGGCUAGAAAAAUUGACAGCACGCAUCCCCCAUCUUGCGAACUGGACGAAUAAGAGGAUCAUGUCCGAUAUCACCCUGGCAGCCAUGCCUGAGAAGCUUUUUCUGCAGUCAAACAGCUUGUUCAGAUACCAGUUCAACAAGGAUAGGAUGGUUAUCUCACUUCCCCUUCCACACGGAGGAACAAAGUCGCAGGAUCUGAACAUCCCAACAACUCUGUCCACUCCUCUCAUAUAUUUACCAGAUAUAGGCCUUUACAUCCCUGCCAAAAACUAUUCACUACCGUCAUUCACCAUCCCACCUUCUUUGGAUUUUACUGUUCCCUUUCUCGGUCUUGCUGAAGCAUCCACCAAGAUCAACAGCAAUGUCUACAGCUGGGAAGGCUCCAUCUCUGGGGGGAACAACACUGUUGAUGUCCCGAGUUACAUUACACAGUACAAGGCUAUGGCCCAAUCACCGUUCAACCUACUGGCAUACAAGCUUGAAGGAACCGGUAUGAUAUCAAGAAGUGCUGAUGGUAAUAUCAAGUAUCUUCUGAAUAGUUUCUUCAACCAUAGAUUGAUUGACACGAACUUCAGUGUAAUAGAAACAAUAGGAGUAACCAACAGAUUGAAUGCAAAAGCAAACUAUCAUAUAAAAGCCUCUAGUCCAUUGGGCCUGCAAGCCUCCCUCUACUACUCUGCUCAGUCAGCAUCAUCUCUAGAUUUAGAUAAAGUCUCAGGAGAUGGCACCAUGGAUGGAUCACUUAAAAUAGGUUCAUUCUAUGCUGAUACCAGCUACGCCCACAGCUACAACCUUCGUCCAAUAGUUGGAAAAGGGAGAGGAGAGUCAACCCUGCAUCUAAACUCAACCUUCUUUGAUGUUCACAAUAUGAUCAAUGGAGUUUAUGCAAACUCGGAGUUGAAUAUGCUGUCCAAAAUAAUUGCCCAGGAGGAGUCUUUUAAGCAUGUGGCAGAGCUCAAGUAUAAAGAUGCUCAACUGACCAUGAAGUGCAACACCCUUGCCACUGGACUGGGUCAGUCACUCAAUAACAAAGUUGAGCUAGGUAUGUCCAGCCAUAUGGCCAGCCUCAGAAUUGAGUUACAGGCAGAUGAUGACACAAACAGGGCCUACUCCCUUGUAGAAGGCUCCUUGGAUUCAAAUGGGCUUGAGCUAAACUCUGAAGGUUCCAUUACCUUUCAGACAGUUUGUGGAUUACACAAAGCUUCUGUUAUGGUUGGAAGGCACAGUCUGACCGCAAGUGGAACUAAUAGCAUUCAGUGCAGUCCUGUCAUGGUGGAGAAUAUGUUCAGUGGUGCCAUAGACAACAAUAGAGCAUCCUUACACUCCAAGACAAAAGUGAUGGCAAAGGAAAGCAAAGGAGAGCUGAACAUUGACGGUACAAUCUCAGCUACGGAAGCCUCUUUGAAUGGUGUCCUCAAUGGCCAUGUAUACGAUGCAACCACAAGAAACAACAUGGAUAUUGUACUCAACCGCAGAGCCCUGACCUUUGCUAUCAAUAACAUGGGAAAAUUGAAGCAGAUUAAUACAGAAAAUAUCCAUACACUGACCCUCACUCUGUGGACGCUAACCUUCCACUCCAAGACGAACAACUUCAUCUGUGAAGAUAUUUACUACAAACAAAACAGCAAGGUUCAUAUGAAGCCAUUUCUUACAGCAGUGGAUAUGACAAAUGACCUUAAGUUUUAUGAUUUUAAUUGGAACAAUGAAGGCCACAUGCAGCUUGAGCCAAUUACGGUUGAUCUCAGUGGAACUACAAAGGUAGCUUACGGAGAACACCACAACAUUAAACAUACCUAUGAACUCAACUAUGACAACAUGGCUGGUACAAUGAAAUACAGCGUGACUGGAAAUGUAAUUGACGCUCAGCUAAGUCACAACUGUGAACUUGAGUUUGCUGGACUUUCCUCAAAGUCAAAGUGUGCGGCACUAAUAAAUUCUGAGCCCUUUCGUUUUGAAAGCACUAUUCGCACCAUGGCACUGCCUUUCAGUCUCACUGUUGAUUCUCUUGUCAACGGUGAUGGACAAAUUAAUCUAUAUGGGAAGCACACCGGACAGCUGUAUAGUAAUCUGUCGGUUAAGACAGAACCCCUAACUCUUGCAUUCGCACAUGACAGCCAGGUAUCAACCACACAUGUGUUUCCAAAUGGGAAGUCUUCCAGUAAUUUAGAAAACAAAUUUGAUGGCCUCCUGACACCAAGUGACCAAUCUCUCACCUGGAAAAUAAAAUCUAAGCUGAACAACCAUGCCUAUAACCAGGAUGUUAGUGCUUUCCAUAAUCCUUUCAAGGUUGCAUUUGAGUUUUCAGGAGUAAUAUUAACAGACAGUUUUGGCAAUUUAAGCAGCAAAAAGAGAUUAGAAGUAGAAGAAUUUAGUAUAGCUGGUUUCCUCAAGUAUGACAAGAACAGUGACUGUCAUAUCAUUGAGAUCCCAUUCAUUGAGAGUUUCCCUGUAGCUUUUGAACACCUCAAGAACACACUUGCAAAAGCAUUGAUAUCGAUUCAACAGUUCAUCAAAAAUGUAAAUAUUAAUCAGCUAAUCAUUGACUUUAGGGGCAAGUUAGAUCGUAUACCUGUGCAAGUCAGCAACUUCAUGCUCGAAAUGGACUUGGAGAACAAAGUGAAUCAAGUAAAUGCAAAAAUUGAUUAUUUAAUCAAUGACUUUUCUGUAACAAUGGAUGACUUUGAAUUUGUGAUGAAACACUUAAGAGAGAGCAUGGAGAAUAUAGUAAUGGACAUUGUCUCCACAAUUAGUGACAUCAUCCUCACAAUCAAACACUAUGUCAAGGCCCGCCACUUUGCCGAAAAGAUAACAAAUGUGCUUUUAAAAAUGGCAAAUCAGCUUUCGGCCUUUGAUGAGAAGUAUGAAGUUAAGCGGUCUCUCAUCAAAGCGCUAGAUACCAUCAAGGACAUCAUCAGACAGAUAGAUUUGCAGAAGCUCACCGACAGUAGCGCCGCCUGGCUGCGUCAUUUUGAUUUUAAAUAUAGAAUCUUGGAGAAAACAAAAGACAAACUGUCCGAAAUGAAAGAGGCUAUUGAGAACUUUGACAUCAAUGCCUUUUUCCAGGAGAUAAAGGAUCAACUUCUCUCAAUUGAUUUAGCUUUUUAUGUGGAGCAGAUAUCCUAUACAAUUUCUUCUGCAGACAUAGCAAAAGUGACGGAAUCUAUAAAUGAUGUUAUUGUUAACUGGAUUGACGAAUAUGAAAUCCCCAACAAAAUCAAUACGAUGUAUUCUUAUACUAAGGAUAAAGUUUUAAAAUACAAUCUUAAUGAUACAGUUAAAGAACUGAUGAAUCAAUUAUUGAUUCUCAUCAAGGAAUUCAAAAUUGAAGAGACACUGAAGGCAAUGGUUGAUAGUCUGAAAUCUAUCAACUUUGAGUUAGUUGAUAAUCAAAUGAGGCAGCUUCUGCACAUAGAUGUUAUAAGCCAGUUCAGAACAAUUGAGUUUGGGGAAAAUCAUUAAUGACCUUAAUACAAACAUUUCUUCAAUAGUUGGCUCAUUGAAGGAAUUUGACUACAGUGCAUUUGUUCAUGAGACCAACAAGAAAAUUGCUGAAUCAACAAACUAUAUCAACGAGCAGAUUAGACUAUAUGAGCU